CUGUAACACGGCGGAGUCUGCUGUAAUGGUUCCCAUGCGAAAGAGCUGAGCUGACGUGUCCCUUAUUUUCCAGUUUCCCGGCAGUGGUUUUACAAAAUGAAUGCUUUUAAACGCGACAAAAAAGAGGAAGAAGAUGGUGGGGGAAACCCAUUCCAAAAUCUGGAGAAGACAACAGUCCUUCAGGAAGCCCGUACUUUCAAUGAUACCCCGGUUAAUCCAAGGAAAUGUGCGCACAUUCUUACAAAAAUAUUGUACCUACUCAAUCAAGGAGAACAGUUGAGUACAAUGGAAGCCACCGAAGCAUUCUUUGCUAUGACAAAAUUAUUUCAAUCCAGAGAUGUUGUUUUAAGACGGUUGGUGUAUUUAGGCAUCAAAGAACUAAGUUCUUUGGCAGAAGAUGUAAUUAUAGUUACAUCUAGCCUGACAAAAGAUAUGACCGGGAAAGAAGAUUUGUACAGAGCUGCAGCGAUAAGAGCGCUGUGUACCAUCACUGAUGGUGGAAUGCUGGCAGCUAUCGAACGUUACAUGAAGCAAGCGAUAGUUGAUCGUUCUCCUGCUGUUUCCAGUGCAGCCUUAGUUUCUUCCUUGCAUCUAACCAAUGUAUCUGGAGAUGUUGCACGCAGAUGGGCGAACGAAGCCCAAGAAGCAUUGAAUUCCAAUAAUGUCAUGGUUCAGUAUCAUGCCCUUGGUGUUUUAUACCAAGCGCGUAAAGCAGACAAACAUGCCGUGAUUAAACUGUUUGCAAAGCUCAUGAGAAGUAGCCCAAAAAGCCCUUAUGCGGGGUGUAUGUUAAUCAGAAUCGCAUGUAAAUUAUUAGACGAAGUUGAUGAACGAUACGAGUUACUAAAAUUCAUUGAAUGUUGUUUACGCCAUAAAUCGGAAAUGGUAGUGUACGAAGCUGCACACGCUUUGGUCAAUCUCGGAGGAUGCGGUUCAAGGGACAUCAGUUCCGCCAUUAGCGUCCUUCAAUUAUUCUGUGGGUCUCCAAAGCCAGCUUUAAGGUUUGCUGCUGUUAGAACCUUGAACAAAGUUGCCAUGACCCACCCAGCAGAGGUUACUGCUUGCAAUCUAGAUUUAGAAAACUUAAUUACCGAUUCGAAUAGAUCAAUUGCUACAUUAGCAAUUACUACUCUUUUGAAAACCGGAGCAGAAAGUUCAGUCGAUCGUUUGAUGAAACAAAUCGCUACUUUCGUAUCCGAAAUUUCGGAUGAAUUUAAGGUCGUAGUUGUACAAGCCAUAAGGGCUCUGUGUCAAAAGUUCCCUCGUAAACACGCGGUUUUAAUGAACUUUCUUUCUGCCAUGUUGAGAGACGAGGGAGGACUCGAGUAUAAAGCAGCAAUCGCAGAUACGAUAAUCGCCGUUAUGGAAGGGAAUGCCGAAGCCAAAGAAGCAGGCUUGGCUCAUCUUUGCGAAUUUAUCGAAGACUGCGAACAUAUCUCUCUCGCAGUUCGCAUUCUACAUUUACUUGGCCAGGAGGGACCAACUUCGAAACAGCCAUCCAGAUAUAUUCGUUUCAUAUAUAACCGUGUUAUUUUAGAGAGCGCCAGCGUACGUGCGGCAGCAGUUACCGCUUUGGCACGUUUUGCUGCGGCAUGCCCACCGUUGCUUCCAAACGUGCUCGUUCUUUUAUCACGUUGUCAAUUAGAUUCCGACGAUGAAGUUCGCGAUCGCGCCGCUUAUUAUUGUACGAUUCUUCAACAACAAAGCGAUCUUAUUGUUUUGCCUCUGGUACAACCUCCUCUUCUAUCUGUACCCAGUUUAGAAAGGGCUCUACGAAAUUAUAUGCGAACGCCAAUGGACGAGCCAUUUGACAUCUCACAGAUACCACCAGCUCAAACGGCAGAAGAACCGGCACAAGUGGAGGUACACGCAACCGUGAAACAACAGCCUCGUUUAACGCGAGAAGAAAGUUUCAUGGAGAAAUUAUCGCAGAUACCACACUUGUCGAUGAUCAUUCGCGAUUCUUCGCUACUGAAAUCCUCGCCCGUCUUCGAAUUAACAGAGUCAGAAACAGAAUAUAACGUUAAAUGCGUUAAACAUACAUUCACGGAUCUUCUCGUGCUGCAAUUCGAUUGCAUGAACACCCUUUCCGAUCAGUUACUCGAGGACGUGAGAGUAGCAGUUGAACCACCCGAAGGCUAUAGAAUUGUGUGCGAAGUUCCAUGCCCGCGUCUACCGUACAAUGAACCAGGCACAACUUAUACAGUAUUAAAAUAUCCAGAAGAUGUUCAUGCUAGCGUUGCUACUAUUCCUACAACCUUACGGUUUAUGGCUCGCGAUUGCGAUCCUGCAACAGGUGUUCCAGAUGCCGAGCAAGGAUAUAACGAUGAAUAUAUGCUGGAAGAUUUGGAGGUGACUUUAGCUGAUCAAGUUCGAGGAAUGGGAAAUGGUGGACUAGAUUUCGGUGCUGCCUGGGAAGCAGCGGCCGCAAAAGGAUUCACCAAAAUGGAGGAAACAUUUGCCCUAGGACCAUCAGUGACUAGUUUGAAAGGCGCGAUUCAAAGUCUCACAGGAUUCUUAGGAUUGGAGCCUGUAGAUCGAACUAACCGAGUACAGUCAGGAGCUGUCUCCCAUAAUUUGUUACUAAGCGGCAUUUUCAGAGGAGGGAAAGAAGUUUUUGCUCGAGCAAGAUUAGCGUUGUCAGACAGUCAAGUAACGAUGCAACUUUCUGUAUUAUGUCAAGACCCAGACGUUGCCGAAUUAAUCGUUUCUUCAGUAGGAUAAAUUGUUAUCAUUAUGUCAACUACACGCGUAUCGUACGUCAGACGAAUGAUUUCUUGUAUGAAAAUCGAUAAUCUAUCCGAAGAUCUUUUUAUUUUUAGUACCGUAAGAAUAAUGUUACAAAAAGAUCAUUGUGAAACGGGGCUUUUGUAAAAUCCCUAUUUCUAUGUAAUACUUUGUACAUAUAAUUACAAAAUAAUUCUUUAAAUAA
Messenger RNA from Osmia bicornis bicornis, 2932 nucleotides. RefSeq names its product coatomer subunit gamma (gene gammaCOP). The transcript is spliced from 6 exons. NCBI's taxonomy places the organism in Eukaryota, Metazoa, Arthropoda, Insecta, Hymenoptera, Megachilidae. Gene Ontology annotation, cellular component: COPI vesicle coat; Golgi membrane; endoplasmic reticulum. The record is from RefSeq and is a predicted model, not a curated record. Bases 97 to 2724 code for a protein of 875 amino acids. Gene Ontology annotation, biological process: intra-Golgi vesicle-mediated transport; endoplasmic reticulum to Golgi vesicle-mediated transport; protein secretion. Gene Ontology annotation, molecular function: structural molecule activity.